Molecule: messenger RNA, 304 nt
Organism: Hibiscus syriacus
Lineage: Eukaryota; Viridiplantae; Streptophyta; Magnoliopsida; Malvales; Malvaceae
Product: protein SENESCENCE-ASSOCIATED GENE 21, mitochondrial-like
Exons: 2
Coding region: 20-304 (94 amino acids)
Biological process (GO): response to stress
Cellular component (GO): mitochondrion
Source: RefSeq, a predicted model, not a curated record
UCUAAAAUAAAGAAAAGAAAUGGCUCCAUCUUUCUCAAACGCUAAGCUUUUCUCCCCUUUCGUUGUCGAUGGAAUCUCUAACGCCAUCUCCAGACGAGGAUAUGCGGCGGCGGCGGCGCAAGGAGUAGUUGUUUCGAGAGGAGCUGCGGUGGUGGUGAAGCAAGCGAGGGAAGAGAUAGUGGGAGCUGGUAAAGAGAAGGUUGCAUGGGUGCCCGACCCGGUCACCGGAUGUUAUAGACCCGAGAAUUGUGGCAACGAGAUCGACGUCGUUGAGCUCAGAGCCCUGCUGUUGAAGAAGAACUGA